AUGUCCGACCCAAGUGCUGAUCAUCUCUCUAUAAUUAUAGACCAAAAGCUAACUCGCUUAUCUCCAAUACCCUGUGAGCGUAACCUAUUCAGAGUGCAUAAUCCUCUCCGCAAGACAACUAUGAAGGUUUAUGAACCCGAUAUAAUUGCUAUUGGUCCUUAUCACCGUGGAAACCCCAACUUGCAGGAGACGGAAGAACAGAAAUUACGGUAUGUGCAACAGAUUCUUAGAAAAGCGGGAGCGUCCAGUGUCCACAGAUGCAUCAUAGCCAUGAGAGAAUUGGAAGAAAAAGCACGCAAAUAUUAUGCAGAAUCAAUCAACCUUAGUGAAGAUGAUUUUGUGGAAAUGAUGCUUCUUGAUGGCUGCUUUCUCCUCGAGUUUCUUCUGAGUUACAGGGAUUUUUACUUACUAGGAGAGGUGGGUGACUCUGUCUUCGAAUUUGAUCACAUUCGGUAUGGCCUACGACAUGAUUUAUUGUUAUUUGAAAAUCAACUUCCAUUCUUUAUCCUAAUUCACUUAGCCGGCAUGAUUGGCCACGAACCAAAAUAUGUCGUUUAUUUAGCCCAGUCUUUAAUAGCCUUAUGUUUUUCUGGUGCAAAUAUACGGCAUAGUGCUUUGGAUUCGAUCCGAAUCGAAGAUAUUAAGCAUCUACUUGGUCUGGCACAUUAUUGUAUGAGUUCUUCGUUUGCUGAAAUGGUGCCACUUAGAAAUGUUGGUGGUUUCAAUGGUUUCAUAAAUUGUACCACGGUGCUCCAGGAAGCCGGAAUUCAGAUAAAGAAGGCCAAGGAAAGUACUACGAGUUUAUUGGAUAUUAGCUUCACCAAAGGGGUGCUGGAAAUCCCACCUUUAUUUUUGGAUGAUUCGACAGAAUCUCUCUUUGCAAAUCUAAUUGCAUACGAGCAGUAUCAUCCAGCAAGCACUCCCAAAUACGUAACUGAUUAUAUCAUUGUUAUGCAUUGUCUCAUCAAUUCCUCAAAGGAUGUUGAGUUGCUUCGUCACUGCGAAAUUAUUAAUGAUGUUUUAGGCAACGAUGACGCAGAUCAUGCCAUGUUGACAAGGCUGGCAAAGAAUGCUGUGUCAUCGAAUAAAUUCUGUUACUCCCAAGUUUUCAAUGAUGUGAACGUGCACUGCCGGCAUCGUCGGAAUGUAUGGAUGGCAAAUCUGAGGAGGAAUUAUUUCAACACUCCAUGGGCAAUCAUAUCAUUUCUUGCUGCUUUUCUAUUGCUUUUUCUCACUUUAACACAGACUGUAUUUUCUAUUCUUCCUCAUGCUAAGUGA
Ilex paraguariensis (yerba mate) is the source of this 1278-nucleotide messenger RNA. Lineage: Eukaryota; Viridiplantae; Streptophyta; Magnoliopsida; Aquifoliales; Aquifoliaceae. The record is from the annotation of a GenBank genome assembly.